UCUUCCCCCACAGUGGGUGAGUUGUAUAAAGCUGCAUUCGGUGAUUCCAAUUUGGAAGUGCAACCGCUGAGAGAAUGAAGUACUCUAUUUCCUUCCUUCUUCUAAUAUUCCUUUGGGCAUUACACUACUCAAACGCCGAAGAACCUUUCGAUGUUCGCAAACACCUCUCCACUGUCUCAAGAUAUGGUGUUGUGAAAGACAUUGCUGACAAUAACUUUGUUCCUUCUAAUAUCCCCGAGGGAUGUAUUCCGAUCCAUUUGAACCUUGUGGCAAGGCAUGGAACUCGAUCUCCUACAAAGAAAAGGAUAAAGGAGUUAGAUACUUUGUCAGCUCGUUUGGAAGUUCUUGUAAGGGAUGCAAAGGAACGAAAUUUGCCUUUGGAGAGAGUUCCCUCCUGGCUAAAUGGAUGGAAAUCUCCUUGGCAGGGAAGGCGGAAGGGUGGUGAACUAAUUAUCAAAGGAGAGGAAGAGUUAUAUGAUCUUGGAAUCAGGAUUAGAGAAAAGUUUCCAAAUUUGUUUGAUGAGGAAUACCAUCCAGACGUAUAUCCUAUCAAGGCAUCUCAGGUUCCCCGAGCAUCUGCUAGUGCUGUGGCAUUCGGAAUGGGGCUUUUCAGUGGAAAUGGAAGUCUUGGACCUGGGUAUCACCGAGCCUUUUCUGUCACAAGUGAAAGCCGUGCUAGUGACAUCCAGCUGAGAUUUCAUGACUGUUGUCAUAAUUACAAGGAUUUUCGGAAAAGGCAGGAACCUACAGUUAGUAAACUUAAGGAACCUAUUUUGGAUGAGAUUACAUCUGCAUUGAUUGGGCGCCAUGGGCUGAAUUUUACGAGGCAGGAUACAUCUUCUCUCUGGUUUUUGUGUAAACAGGAAGCAUCCUUGUUGGAUAUAACUAAUCAAGCGUGUAGUAUUUUCAGCCCUACCGAGAUUGAAUUGCUGGAGUGGACAGAUGAUUUGGAGAUGUUUAUUCUGAAGGGUUAUGGUAAUUCACUAAAUUAUAGAAUGGGAUUGCCGUUACUAGAAGAUGUUCUUCUAUCCAUGGAACAGGUUAUCAACGCUAAAGAAGAAAGACAUGCGCCUGGCAGUUUGGAAAAGGCAAGGCUUAGGUUUGCCCAUGCUGAAACUAUAGUUCCAUUCUCAUGUCUGCUUGGUUUAUUUCUCGAAGGAUCUGAGUUUAAACAAAUUCAGAAGGAGCAGCAUUUGCCGCUCCCCCCAAAGCCUCCACAGAAAAGAAAAUGGAGGGGUAACACUGUGGCCCCUUUUGCUGGUAACAACAUGCUGGUCUUGUAUAGUUGUCCUGCUCCAGACAAAUCUAUGAGCAAACACUUUGUGCAAGUGUUACACAAUGAACACCCUGUACCAAUGCAGGGUUGUGGUGGCUCUGAUUUCUGUCCAUUUGAAGUAUUCAAGGAAAAAAUAGUUGCACCUCAUCAGAAGCAUGACUAUCAUACGGUCUGUAAUGUAAAGCUAGAGCAGAAGCCUUCUGGCAGCAGGAUUUUUCAAAUAUUUCAGUGGCUUUCCUCACGAGGGAAAGGUGAUAAGUACCCUAAAGAUGAAUUUUAGUUUGUUUCCUAGGAAAGGAGCCUCAAAUCUUACAUUCUUUCCCUUGGUCGUAUCACCUCUAAACAAAUUUUGUAUCACCUCUAAACAAAUUUUCAGACAUGAGCGCCUAUUCCUUCUUCUAGCAGAGAAUCAAGUUUACCUGGGUUGCGCUGCCACUGCAGGAAUGCCUUUGUUAUCUUAAAGCUUGGUGAUUGAGCCUCCUUGUCUGUAGAUUUUAACACCCAGACAAUUUGGAGGUGGAAAGUUGAGUUCUAAGUGUCAUUUUUCUUUUUUCUUUAGUAGCGUUACUGUCAUAGAUAAUGUAGCUUGAUGUAUCAUAUUUCGCUGACUAAUCGUCUCAUUAGCUCUCUCGAAUUACAGUUUUGUUUUUUGUUUUUUUAA
This is a messenger RNA of Cajanus cajan (pigeon pea), 1937 nucleotides long. RefSeq names its product histidine acid phosphatase family protein. The record is from RefSeq and is a predicted model, not a curated record. Gene Ontology annotation, molecular function: inositol phosphate phosphatase activity; acid phosphatase activity. Lineage: Eukaryota; Viridiplantae; Streptophyta; Magnoliopsida; Fabales; Fabaceae.